UGCAGCUCUGGCAAAGGAUGACGUGUGCGUGGUGAUUAAUACAAUCGUUUGUCUCACCAUUCAGAAGAUCUGGCAGUGAGGGUGCUGUUCCCUCCUCUCAGGGGUUCUCACUGCUGUGUGAUUUGGCUGCUGCAGAUUGUGCUGAGUAUUUCCUUGCUGGGAGCCGUACCCUGCCUUGCAGCAGCACAGCUUGCUGUGAGCUGGCGUUAUUCCUGUCAUAGUGACAUGAUGCUGCUGUGAAUGGAGUCUGGCCUUCACUGAAACAACACCUCAGCAGUGCUUGGGGCCUGGAUCACAGUGAGAUUGCAGUGUGACUGAGGCAAGAUGGAGGGGAGGCACCUGCAGACAGGAUGAUUCUGGCUGGCAGGAGGACACUGACCGGAUAGCACGGAGACACGCCCGAGGGGAGUUACACCCCCUCACUUCCCCUGAACCCACUGUCCCCCAACCCCCACCUACCUGUGCCUUUUCCCCACAUUUCACACCCACCCUGCCCUGACCCCAGUUGCUCCCACCCAGCAUCCAAUCUACAGAGCGUGUGGAAAGAAUGAGCUGGCUGAGUAAGCUGACCCCCAGAAGCACCGGGAGCAGGGUGAGCCGUUCUACAGGCCACCAAAGCCCCGUCACUGCCGACCCUGAGACCUGCUUCAUGGUGUUUAAGAAUCACUGGGCACAGGUGAGCCGUAUCCUGGAGCGUCGGGACGCGCGGACAGCAGACGAGGCGAGCGCAGUGCGCAACUACACGGACCAGAUGAUGUACCUGCUGGCGGAGGAGAGGGCGCAGGAGGACACGGGACUGGGCCCCAUCCUGGAGCUGGUCCUCCUGGAGGACAUUCUGGACCGGCUGCUGUGCUGGAACCUGCGCUGGCAGUUCGACGACGACAGGAAGAUCGAGCAGCUGAAGCUCUUCGACCUGCUGGUCAGUCAGUCCCAGCAGCCACUGCUGCGCCACAAGCCCGUGCUGAAGCCCCUGAUGAGGCUGCUGGGGGCCUGCGUGGAGCCCCGCUCCCCGGCACUGGAGAACAGCCUCGUGCUGCUCCUCAACCAGGUGUGUGUCUCGCUGUCCAAGGAGCCCUCCAUCCUGGAGCUCUUCUUCCACACUCAGACCAACCAGGGCCCGGCCAACCUCCUCAUCUUCUCCAUCCUCAUCCCCUUCAUCCACCGCGAGGGGCUGAUCGGCCAGCAGGCCCGAGAUGCGCUGCUUCUCAUCAUGGCCAUCUCGGCGGAGAGCAGCACCGUGGCAGGCUACAUCGCCAACAACUCCUACUUCUGCCCAGUGCUGGCCACGGGGCUGAGUGCACUUUACUCCUCCCUACCGCGAAAGAUUGAGGUGCGGGGGGAUGCCUGGCAGGCACUGAGGCGCGAGGACUGGAUGGGGGUCUCCUCCAUUGCCAUGUUCAUGAACUCGCUGGAAUUCUGCAAUGCUGUUAUCCAGGUGGCCCACCCUCUGGUGCGUAACCAGCUGGUAGACUACGUUCACAAUGGAUUCUUGGUGCCAGUCAUGGGACCUGCACUCCAUAAGACCUCCAUCGAGGAAAUGAUCGCCAGCACGGCAUACCUGGACCUCUUCCUGCGCAGUAUCACCGAGGUGGCGCUGCUUAAAACCUUCCUGCGCUUCGUGGUCCUGCACCGGCAUGAGAACAUCACCAUCCUUGACACUCUGAUCAGCCGCAUCAACAGUAACUCCAGGCUCUGUAUGGUGUCCCUCAGUCUCUUCAGGACGCUGCUGACUCUCAGUUGUGAGGACAUCAUGCUGCAGCUUGUUCUCAGGUACCUGAUUCCAUGCAAUCACGUGAUGCUGAGCCAACGAUGUGCCGUCAAGGAUCAAGACUUCUACGGGAAGACAGCAGAUAAGUUCCUGUCGCUGAUCCCGGAAUGCUGCAAGCCCCACAACCUGCGAGUCCUGGAGAGAGAGGAGGAGCACGCAGUCUGGUCUAAAGCCCACGGCAGCCCAAGUAUCGACACCUCGACGGUGACAGCGGCCGUGCCCAAGCCUUCGACCCCCGCCCGCCUCUCGCUCUUCAUGCGGCAGCAGAGCGCAGGCUCGGAGGGGGGCAACCCGCCCCGGUCGCCGGGAGGGGCGGCUGGUGAGUCCGCCGCCUGCAGCCCUGCCCACAGCCGGUGGGAGGAGGUGUCCGAGCUCGACUCCAACUACCUGGAGUACCUGCGGGACGCGCGCAGACACAUCGACCUCUGCGUCAAGGCCUGCGGCAAGUGGUCGGCUCCGUACGACGGCCGGGAACCUGACCCCCACUCCGCUCGGCCCAUCCUGGGGGACACUGACAUCAUCAGCCUGCACAUGGAUCACUUUGGGCCAGAACAGCUCCGGACCAGCCCAGCCCAGGCCCCGGCACAGGCCCAGGCCCCAGCCCAGCUCAAACCGGACGGCAGGAGGGAGCGGCUGGAAAACGGCGACUGGGAUGGCAAGCGGGAGAUCAACACCACUCCGCGCAGCCAGAAGCGAGGCCUGCAGAGGGAGAGGGAGAAGAGGGCUCCCCCAAGCUCUGCCAGGGGCAGGGGGUGCAGUGACAGUGAGCGGGGGCUGGGCGGACACCAGCCGGGCGGGCAGGGCGGCUCCCUGCUGAACGGGAUGCGCGAGGACGAGCACGGCAAAGUGCUGGGAGCCCCUGAGCGGCCCGAGAACUGUGUGGUGGUGAAGAAGGUGCGGAGGAACGGGCCCGGGGAAGAGAGUGGCAGGAGGGAGGUGACCGGGACCUGGAGCGGAGCGAGGGGGCCGGGAGAAGCCCCCAGCGGCUCGGCCCGCAGACCGCUGGCGGAGGGUGGGGAGCAGGAGCGGCGGGCGGGUGACGAGCCACGCCCUGAGGCCCUGGCGGCCUGCAAGUCCAUCGACAGCCUGAUCGACGAGCUGCUGGAUCAGGCGCCGGCCGAGGCCAACGGCAAGGCGCUCAACGUGGAGAAGUUCUCACAGGAGCUGCAGGAGAUGGAGGCCCAGAUGGGAGGCUGGGGCCGGGCGGAGGACAGCGCGGCCUCUGAGGAGGAGCAGGGAGAAGAGGAGGAGGAGGAGGACGAGGGCUGCCCCUCGCAUCAGAACGACGAGUGCCGGCCAGCCCCCGGGAGUCGGUCAUCAGAGAGAGUCGGGGCACCGGUGCCUGUCAGUGUUCAUCUCCCCGAGCAAGCACAGGGCCAGCCGUACACAGGUUCGUUCAUCGCUGUCCUGUUUGCGAAGCUGGAGAACAUGUUACAGAAUUCGCUCUAUGUCAAUUUCUUACUGACGGGAAUCAUUGCACAGCUCGCCUGCUAUCCACAGCCCCUCCUGCGCUCCUUCCUGCUCAACACCAACAUGGUGUUCCAGCCCAGUGUCAAGUCCCUCAUCCAGGUACUCGGGUCGGUGAAGAACAAGAUCGAGGUGUUCGCUGCCUCUCAGGAAGACUUUCCCAUGAUGCUGUACAAAGCCAGAAAAUAUUUAAUCGCCAGAGGGAAGCUUGAUUGGUCCGACUCCCCCAACUCAGUGCCUCCCCUGCGGCGCUCCGAGAGCCUAGUGAAGAGUCGGAAGCCGUCCCUCGGUGAGCUGAUCCUUCGCCACACCAACAGUCCGACCAGGGCUCGGCAAGCUGCCCAACUGGCCCUGCAGCACGUACGAGAGGGGCAGGUCCUGCACACCCUGACAGGGAGCUCCAUGUUCAAAAGUUCAGCGGAGAAGCAGAACGAGGCACUGCGGGUGAAGAACGCCGUCUACUGCUCCCUGAUCUUCUCCGAGUUCCUGAAGGAACUGGCCGCCAUUGCUCAGGAGCACGCCGUGACCUCUCCCUUCCUGCUGGAAGACGAGGGGGAGUGAGCAGACUGGGAGCAGAGGCAGCUCAUGGCACUGGGCAGAGCAGCUCACUCCCACCACUGCUGAGGAACGUACGUCGCACUCCCAACUGGUGCCGAGGUAGACACUCCCAACUCCAUCCAAAGAAUUCCUCAGCGGCAUCUGGAAUCAGAAUGUAUUACUUGAUCUACCUGUCAAGUGUCCACAGUUCCUUGCUGUUUGAGGUUCCUCCUGACACACACACAUCUCUCUGGGCAUAGUGCAAACAGGAGCAUCGUCUCUCCAAACACGCUACACGUUGGAGUGAGGGGGUGCAGUACUGGGGGACCCUCGAGGGGUGCUACAGUCACACAACUAUUCUAUGGAUGAUGUAAAGCAGAGAUUUCUGCUGUGUAAAUAUUGCAAUAUUUUUUU
Molecule: messenger RNA, 4186 nt
Organism: Pristis pectinata (smalltooth sawfish)
Lineage: Eukaryota; Metazoa; Chordata; Chondrichthyes; Rhinopristiformes; Pristidae
Gene: fhip1b
Product: FHF complex subunit HOOK interacting protein 1B
Exons: 12
Coding region: 548-3796 (1082 amino acids)
Biological process (GO): endosome to lysosome transport; lysosome organization; early endosome to late endosome transport
Cellular component (GO): FHF complex
Source: RefSeq, a predicted model, not a curated record